CAGCUGUGUAAGAAUGAGGUCAAGUCCGUGAUAUAAUAAAAAUGAGUGAACUUGCCUUGACCCGUCUAGAAAAUGUCGAGAGGCCAUCUGCCUCUGAGUGUUUAGUGGCGUGCCACAUCAGACAGACUCGCAAUGCUUCAACGAAUAAAACGAUUUGAGAUAUUUCUGUAGAAAAUUCUCAAAACCGAAUAACGGUUCGGAGACCAGGGCGGACCAGGAGGUGUCCACCCCGCAUUCCUAGACGGGAAUGUUUUUCGUGACGUCAGACGAUUUAUAGAAGCCAUGCUGGCAAUGCCUGAGCUCAGAGGCAAAGGAGAAUGUCACAGUUGGACCCCCAUGAGACAGUCUAGGAUGAAUCCUUGAUAUGAAGAGGGUUGGGUCAGUCUCAUUUCCAUGUAAUCUUUUUAAAAAUGCACUGAACCAAAUGGGUCAUCGUGGCGUUGUUCUGUUCCUGUUGCUACAAUCCCUGCAGGCGCUGGCGGAAGAUGGCCAGUUGAUGUGCGUGUGCGAGGACAGCGGCUGCCUCGACUCCCGGCAGUGUGAGGGCUCCCAGUGCUACUCGUCGGUGAAAGUCGGCGGCCGCGGGGUGGUGGUGACGCGCGGCUGCCUGCAGGGGUCAGAGAAGAGCCGCAUGACCUGCUUCACGCCCGCCACCCUCAGCCAAGCCGUGCUCUGCUGCUCCAGCUUCAUGUGCAACCGCAACGCCACCGCCGACUCGCUGCUGCCCCUGCUCACCACAGCUCCGAAGGAGGAGUCAGUGAAGUAUCGCAUGGAGACGUUGGCCCUGUUCGUACUGGGUCCGGUGGUGGUCUUGGCCCUGCUGUCGGUUCUGUCUGUGCUGGGAUGCAGGAAGCUUCACCGCGGUCGGCUGCAGGAGUAUGACCCGGAGCAGGGGGCCAUCGACGGACUCAUCAUCUCCAAUGUUGGGGACAGCACCCUGGCCGAUCUGCUGGGCCACUCCUGCACGUCAGGCAGUGGUUCUGGCCUACCCUUCCUGGUCCAAAGAACUGUGGCCAGACAGAUCGGUCUGAUAGAGUGUGUAGGUAAGGGACGUUACGGGGAGGUGUGGAGGGGCCAGUGGCAGGGGGAGAAUGUGGCUGUGAAAAUCUUCUCCUCCCGAGACGAGAAGUCGUGGUUCCGAGAGACGGAGAUCUACAACACGGUUCUGCUGAGACAUGACAACAUCCUGGGGUUCAUGGCGUCAGACAUGACGUCACGGAACUCCAGCACACAGCUCUGGCUUAUCACCCAUUACCAUGACAACGGCUCUCUCUACGACUACCUCCAGCGAGUCCCCGUGGAGACGGGCGAGGGGUUGGCGAUGGCCACGUCGGUGGCGUGUGGCCUGGUGCACCUCCACACCGAGAUCUUCGGGACCGAGGGGAAGCCGGCCAUCGCCCACCGCGACCUGAAGAGCAAGAACAUCCUGGUGACGAAGGAGCUGCGCUGCUGUAUCGCAGACUUGGGCUUGGCGGUGACCCACUCCCAGGCGAACAACCAGCUGGACAUGGGGAACAACCCCAAGGUGGGCACCAAGCGCUACAUGGCUCCGGAGGUGCUGGACGAGACCAUCCAGACGGACUGUUUUGAUUCCUAUAAGAGGGUGGACAUCUGGGCCUUUGGACUGGUGCUGUGGGAGAUCGGGCGGCGGACCUACAGUAACGGUAUCGUGGAGGAGUACAAGCCCCCGUUCUAUGACCAGGUGCCUAACGACCCCAGCUUUGAGGACAUGAGGAAAGUGGUGUGUGUGGAGCAACAACGACCGUUUAUCCCAAACCGCUGGUUCUCUGACCCUACCCUCUCUGCCCUGGUGAAACUGAUGAAGGAGUGUUGGUAUCAGAACCCGUCCGCUCGCCUCACGGCCCUGCGGAUCAAGAAGACCCUGGACAAGAUCCACAGCUCCCUGGAGAAAGGAAAGGAGUCGUGAGAGACGACCGCCAGGAGAGCUGGAGCGUCGGUGGAGGAGUGGAGACCCAUUCGGAUGUGCACUGUUGCUGCUGCGCAUCAGAAUUUAUGCCCCCUACUGGCUGUCUGCUGAACUAUGCUAAUCACUAAGUGUCAGGUGGUGUUACCGUGACGUUUACCCUGCUUUUCAGGCCUACACUUAUUGCUCUGACGUGAUGGUGGGUUUCAGAUCCUGCGCGCGCACGCACACGCACUGUCAGAUGUGUUUUCUGAUGGAAGUACACAGGCGAACAAAAAAAUGGUAAUGAGUUGAGUUUAACAGGAACUGGGCUUAAUGGAGCGAUCAUUAUGUGACCUGUAAUUAACACUAUAUGAAUGUGUGGGACGAGACUACGAUGGUUUGUAAUGGUGAGGCCAGGAGUUGUUCUCGGUCAGGAAAACCUCCUGGCCCUGUUUAUAAUGACGUGCCACUGAACGCAAAUUAUCACGUCACAAGGAAAACUAUGUACCCAUGGAAAUGCAUUUUGUUAUGGCUAGUAGGACGUCACAAUGUGCUUUCACAAAGAAACAGGGAAAUGCCUCCUCAUGCUUGAAACUGUGAGCUGUGAAUACAUGAAGGCUAUAAUAUAGGAGCUAUAUGCUGAUCUAGCUUACUCAUCAGGUUGGCGGUUAUCACCUUGGGACCAAUAGAGCGGUUUUAAUGGUGAGAACUGCCUCCUCGGAGUGUCAGGCAAACUAAAUCAAGUGCACCUAAUGGUUCUGGUCAACCAGGACCUUAUCAAAUGUGCGUUCGGUUCGCUUGAACGCUUUUAUGUGUUGUGAAAUGGUUUUUACUGGACGUUUCCGCCAAAUGUUCUUGUGCGCUCUUGAAGGGAUUAUGCGUUACAUUUACGCUUGGGCGGGGCAAGGAGUGGCUUAAAUCAUCGAGUGACAUUCUAACGGCAGGGGUCAUGUCGAUAGGAACCAUAUUCUGUACAGUCUUUGUUGUUUUGGUUCAAUUAAAUGCUCAGAAUGUAGAAA
Messenger RNA from Esox lucius (northern pike), 2925 nucleotides. RefSeq names its product activin A receptor, type 1 like (gene acvr1l). NCBI's taxonomy places the organism in Eukaryota, Metazoa, Chordata, Actinopteri, Esociformes, Esocidae. Gene Ontology annotation, biological process: protein phosphorylation; heart development; BMP signaling pathway. The transcript has 11 exons. Gene Ontology annotation, molecular function: ATP binding; transforming growth factor beta receptor activity, type I; SMAD binding. Gene Ontology annotation, cellular component: BMP receptor complex; plasma membrane. The record is from RefSeq and is a predicted model, not a curated record. Bases 365 to 1927 code for a protein of 520 amino acids.